GGACACCUACGCUGCCGUCCAGUGGCUGAGGCAGAACAAACACCUCUUCAGUGGCAAUGUCUAUGAACCCAUGAUGCUAGUGGUGAGAGCAUUCUAUAUGUCCUGGCCCUGUCCUAAUACUUUAAAGUGUCAUUGUUGUCGAGCACCCCUCAUACUUUGGUUUGUUUGUGUAGCGCGGAGGCCUUUUUUCAAUGAAAAGACCACUUGGUUAAAAGACCAAGUAAACAGAAUUUGAAAGCCCAUAGUAGCAUUUUGUUGAAUGAAACGUUCUGUUCUAUCAGAUCAGUGUCCGCAACCCUAACCAUGCCAAGUACGUGGAGAACCACAUUCCUUUCAACGACCUGCGGGCCUUCGUCUUCCAGAAGAGGGAGGACAUGGAGAAGUUCAUGACUGAGGUGAGGGGGGGCCUGCAAAUAAAUAAUAGAUUCAGAAAAGAAAUUAAACUGCCAAUACAACAAUGCUCUGUCUACAAUGAUACAAGGCAGGGUUUGUAUGGUCAUGAAAAUCCUGGAAAAGUCAUGGAAUUUUAAAAUGGUGUUUUCCAGGCCUGGAAAAGUUUUGGAAAAUGAUACAAUUCAAAAAGGUUUGGAAAAGUCAUGGAAAUAAAUUAAUAAAUAAUUUCUGUUAAUGUAAUUUAUUUAGGCACAGUUUUUAAAUAUGUUAUCAAUCAAAUAAAAAUCAACAUAUCAGCCAGGAUCGGAAUGACACUAACGCGUCUGUGGUUGCGUGCAUCACCUGUAUGUGUUCGAGACAAUUGGGCUGUUGCUCAAGGUAGAGCGGGACAGUCGGACAUUGUAGCAGCAGGUACUCCUAGCCUAUAAAAUAUGAUAGAAAACAGACUAAUAACUAGGUAGCCAAUUCAAAACAUAUAUUGUACCCUCUAGUUAACUGUUUAGCUAUUAUUAGCAUGUAUUCAUGUUUUCGUCAUAUCCCGGAAAACUUUCACUGACACUCACGAAAAAGGCCAUACAAAGUUGAUUUACUUUUUUGAACGAUUCAUAUGAUUAAUAUAAAUUAUUCUUUUUGACAAAACAAACAAUUCACUUUGCCAUUAUAUUAGUUGGGAUUUGGUUCAAUUGUGGUGAAUUGAAUCGUGAAUCAAAAUAAUUUGUGAAUGGCGAAUAGUAAAUUUAGGAACAGAUUUGAUGUAGCCUUUUGGAUUAUGUGGCUUCAAAAUUUGUUUUGUAGAUACUUCCAGUUCAUUUGGGCAUCCAAUGUAUCGGACAUUGCAACUCAAUAGAUGCUAGUCAGCCUGCAAAGUAAACACGACUAUAGGCUAAAUAUAACUAAAAUCGAAAAGGUAUAUUUUCUGAAAAUUUGUGGGCUUGCUUCAGCUGAAUACACAUAUUUGUAACCUACGAUAGCCAUUUGAUCUUUGAUAUAUUGAAUGAGCAAAUUAUUUCAAAAGGCAUAAAACGUAUUUGGUUGUAAUGUUGCCAUGUUAUACAUCAAGGGUGGUCAACCAUCCUCCAGGAGAGCUAAUGGGUGUGCAGGCUUUUAUUCCAGUCCCCCUCUAACGAACCACAUUUUAGAAAUUAGCUGCUCAACCGGACCUUGUUAAACUGGCUCUGUGUUUGAGCAGGGCUUGAUCAAAAGCCUUGACACCCAGUAGCACUCUGAGGGUUGACCACAUGUUUAAAACAGUUGCUUAACAGGUGUUCUACUUUGGGGGGGGGGGGUUAAGUGCCUUGCACAACGACAUGGGAUCAGAGAGUAGCCUCCCAGAGCCGAUAUCACAUUACGCAUACUUUUUUAUACCUACAUAGAGAUGCUGUCAAUUGUUGGUCAUGGAAAAGUCAUGAAAUUCCAUCUGUCAAAUAAGGCCCUUUUUUUUACUAACCAUGUGACCCACCUGACAAUGUGACCCAUCUGCCCAGGCUCUAGUUAUAGGCUCUAGUUCAAGGAACUAUAUACAGUAAAAAAAGUUAUAAUGGAUUUGUCCUUGGCCUCAGGUACGUGACAGCCAGAACCUGAGGGUGAAUUCAGUCUUUGCUCCUGAGGAGUCCUGUGCCACACGCCCCCCUUCCCGACCCAUUGAGUCCCUGAAGUGAGUAGUCCUCUCAUACUGUCCCAAGAUGGAUUGUAAAUGUAUCAAGCCUAUACCUAACCGUAAUUCUACCCUUCCAGUUUAAUGUGUAAGAUGCAUCUUUAUCUUCUCUUCCUGUCUGUAGGCGCUUUGGGUUCUUUGCGUACCUGCGGGAGCUCUUCGAUGCUCCAGAAGAGGUUAUGAGCUACCUCUGCAACCAGUACAAGGUGCACGAUGUUCCCGUGGGAACGGACCAAACCAAAGCCAUGAUCAAGACGGUACGUUCCAUACCCCAGACUAGCUGGUAAGAUGGAGAGUCAUGAAUGUCAACAAAUGUCACUUUCAUAGCUUAUUUGAUUUCUGAACAGACUGCAAUCUAAGCAGCUCCAAACUAGGGGUGUGACCGUUAAAACAAAGUUGGGAUCCUUAAUGUUAAGAAAAUCCCUAAAAAAAAAAAAAAAAUCCCGUGUUAUAGACUAUUAGACAAUAGGCUAUAAAGGCCUGGGGAUUCAUGUUUUCUUUUAAAUCCACAACUUGAAUCCCUCCACAGCCUCAUAGAGGAUCUAGAUACAUUUUCUAACCUCUCUGGAUUACAACCAAAUUAUGAUAAAUGUACUAUAUUAGGUAUUGGAGUUAUGUCGCACAUGCAGCUAACAAAAACAUAUGGAAAUGUCUGCUCUACCCAAAAUUACAACCAAAUAAUUGCAGCAUUACCACAAAAAUGGAAAAGGAAAGUGGAAGGGGGAAAAAGUAAGGAACUUGUCUGUCGGCCCUGCAUUAAAGAAUAUAAUUGGUUAAAGAAAAUUGUGAUAAAUAAAAAAAGUAUACCAGUUUCAUUUAAGGACCAAAGGAUUGACAGCCGUCCCAUAUAGAUUGCAAAAUAGUUGGGAAGAGAUUUUUGACGUACCGAUUCCAUUGCAUAGUGUUUAUGAAUUGAUACGCAAAACGACGCUGGAUUCAAAACUUAGAAUUUUUCUAUUUAAAUUAUUAUAUUAAAUUCUUGCUACCAAUAGGAUGUUAUUUAUAUGGGGGGGAUACAAUCUUCCCAGCUGCAGAUUUUGCUGCGAAGAGAGAAUCAUUAGAUCAUUUGUUUUGGUACUGUCCAUUUGUAGCUUGUUUUUGGACACAGGUCCAGGAAUGGCUAAAGUAUUGCAAUAUUUACCUGGCGCUAACCCUGCAGAUGGCACUACUGGGUGAUCUGAAAAGUCAUAAUCAAUCGAUCAAUAAUAUAAUACUUUUAGCAAAAAAGUUUUUUUUUCAAUUUACGAUCUGUAGAAACAAUGAGAAUAGAAAGGUUCAGAACUUUUGUAAAACAUCACAGUUGAAAAAUAUGGCAAAUAGAAAUCCAAUAUGGAUGGUGUCAAGAGAUAGAUGGGAGGUGUUGAAUGGAGCUGAAGGAUGGGACUAAUAACAACAACAACAAGAUAACUAAUGUAAAGCAUACUUGUCCAUAAGUAUAUAGGUUAUAGGUUAAGAGCUUUUGUGAAAGAGCACAGUUAGAAAAAUAUGGCAUAUGGAAGCAAACCAGAUGGACAUCAUGAAAAUGAUCAGCGGAAGUUCAGGAGUAAAAACAAACAAAAUAUAAUUGUAGAAUUUGACUGUGUCCAUAAAAUGUAUAUAAUAUGUAUGGGCUGGAAGUAGAGGCCUAAGCGUUGUUGUUCACUAGUUUACUCCAAUUGGGUAAGGGGUGGUGGGGUUGGAAAGUAAUGAAGGGAAAUAUAUAUUUUUUUAAAUGUGUGUGUGUGUGUAUGUACAGUGGGGAGAACAAGUAUUUGAUACACUGCCGAUUUUGCAGGUUUUCCUACUUACAACGCAUGUAGAGGUCUGUAAUUUUUAUCAUAGGUACACUUCAACUGUGAGAGACGGAAUCUAAAACAAAAAUCCAGAAAAUCACAUUGUGUGAUUUUUAAGUAAUUAAUUUGCAUUUUAUUGCAUGACAUAAGUAUUUGAUACAUCAGAAAAGCAGAACUUAAUAUUUGGUACAGAAACCUUUGUUUGCAAUUACAGAGAUCAUACGUUUCCUGUAGGUCUUGACCAGGUUUGCACACACUGCAGCAGGGAUUUUGGCCCACUCCUCCAUACAGAUCCUUCAGGUUUCGGGGCUGUCGCUGGGCAAUACGGACUUUCAGCUCCCUCCAAAGAUGUUCUAUUGGGUUCAGGUCUGGAGACUGGCUAGGCCACUCCAGGACCUUGAGAUGCUUUUUACGGAGCCACUCCUUAGUUGCCCUGGCUGUGUGUUUUGGGUCGUUGUCAUGCUGGAAGACCCAGCCACGACCCAUCUUCAAUGAUCUUAAUGAGGGAAGGAGGUUGUUGGCCAAGAUCUCGCGAUACAUGGCACCAUCCAUCCUCCCCUCAAUACGGUGCAGUCGUCCUGUCCCCUUUGCAGAAAAGCAUCCCCAAAGAAUGAUGUUUCCACCUCCAUGCUUCACGGUUGGAAUGGUGUUCUUGGGGUUGUACUCAUCCUUCUUCCUCCAAACACGGCGAGUGGAGUUUAGACCAAAAAGCUCUAUUUUUGUCUCAUCAGACCACAUGACCUUCUCCCAUUCCUCCUCUGGAUCAUCCAGAUGGUCAUUGGCAAACUUCAGACGGGCCUGGACAUGCGCUGGCUUGAGCAGGGGAACCUUGCAUGCGCUGCAGGAUUUUAAUCCAUGACGGCGUAGUGUGUUACUAAUGGUUUUCUUUGAGACUGUGGUCCCAGCUCUCUUCAGGUCAUUGACCAGGUCCUGCCGUGUAGUUCUGGGCUGAUCCCUCACCUUCCUCAUGAUCAUUGAUGCCCCACGAGGUGAGAUCUUGCAUGGAGCCCCAGACCAAGGGUGAUUGACCGUCAUCUUGAACUUCUUCCAUUUUCUAAUAAUUGCGCCAACAGUUGUUGCCUUCUCACCAAGCUGCUUGCCUAUUGUCCUGUAGCCCAUCCCAGCCUUGUGUAGGUCUACAAUCUUGUCCCUGACAUCCUUGGAGAGCUCUUUGGUCUUGGCCAUGGUGGAGAGUUUGGAAUCUGAUUGAUUGAUUGCUUCUAUGGACAGGUGUCUUUUAUACAGGUAACAAGCUAAGAUUAGUAGCACUCCCUUUAAGAGUGUGCUCCUAAUCUCAGCUCGUUACCUGUAUAAAAGACACCUGGGAGCCAGAAAUCUUUCUGAUUGAGAGGUGGUCAAAUACUUAUUUCCCUCAUUAAAAUGCAAAUCAAUUUAUAACAUUUUUGACAUGCGUUUUUCUGGAUUUUUUUGUUAUUCUGUCUCUCACUGUUCAAAUAAACCUACCAUUAAUUAUAGACUGAUCAUGUCUUUGUCAGUGGGCAAACGUACAAAAUCAGCAGGGGAUCAAAUACUUUUUUUUUUUUUUUCCCCUCACUGUACAUGGAUGGAUGGAUGGUUGAAGUCGGAAGUUUACAUACACCUUAGCCAAAUACAUUUAAACUCAGUUUUUCACAAUUCCUGACAUUUAAUCCUAGUAAAAAUUCCCCGUUUUUAGGUCAGUAAGGAUCACCACUUUAUUUUAAGAAUGUGAAAUGUCAGAAUAAUAGUAGAGUGAUUUAUUUCAGCUUUUAUUUAUUUCAUCACAUUCCCAGUGGGACAGAAGUUUACAUACACUCAAUUAGUAUUUGGUAGCAUUGCCUUUAAAUUGUUUAACUUGGGUCAAACGUUUCGGAUAGCCUUCCACAAGCUUCCCACAAUAAGUUGGGUGAAUUUUGGCCCAUUCCUCCUGACAGAGCUGGUGUAACUGAGUCAGGUUUGUCGGCCUCCUUGCUCACACGUGCUUUUUCAGUUCUGCCCACAAAUGUUCUAUAGGAUUGAAGUCAGGGCUUUGUGAUGGCCACUCCAAUACCUUGACUGUGUUGUCCUUAAGCCAUUUUGCCACAACUUUGGAAGUAUGCUUGGGGUCAUUGUCCAUUUGGAAGACCCAUUUGCGACCAAGCUUUAACUUCCUGACUGAUGUCUUGAGAUGUUGCUUCAAUAUAUUCACAUAAUUUUCCUUCAUCAUGAUGCCAUCUAUUUUGUGAAGUACACCAAUCCCUCCUGCAGCAAAGCACCUCCACAGGAUGAUGCUGCCACCCCCAUGCUUCACAGUUGGGAUGGUGUUCUUCGGCUUGCUAGCACCCCCUUUUUCCUCCAAACAUAACGAUGGUCAUUAUGGCCAAACAGUUCUAUUGUUGUUUCAGCAGACCAGAGGACAUUUCUCCAAAAAGUACGAUCUUUGUCCCCAUGUGCAGUUGCAAACCAUAGUUUGGCUUUUUUAUGGCGGUUUUGGAGCAGUGGCAUCUUCCUUGCUGAGCGGCCUUUCAGGUUAUGUCGAUAUAGGACUAGUUUUACUGUGGAUAUAGAUACUUUUGUACCUGUUUCCUCCAGCAUCUUCACAAGGUCCUUUGCUGUUGUUCUGGGAUUUAUUUGCACUUUUCGCACCAAAGUACGUUCAUCUCUAGGAGACAGAACGCGUCUCCUUCCUGAGCGGUAUGACGGCUGCGUGGUCCCAUGGUGUUUAUACUUGCGUACUAUUGUUUGUACAGAUGAACGUGGUACCUUCAGGCGUUUUGGAAAUUGCUCCCAAGGAUGAACCAGACUUGUGGAGGUCUACAAUUUUUUUCUGAGGUCUUGGCUGAUUUCUUUUGAUUUUGUACCUGUGGAUGUAUUUCAAGGCCUACCUUCAAACUGUCUGUAAACAGUUGUUGGAAAAAUUACUUGUCAUGCACAAAGUAGAUGUCCUAACCGACUUGCCAAAACUAUACUUUGUUAACAAGAAAUUUGUGGAGUGGUUGAAAAACAAGUUUUAAUGACUCCAACCUAAGUGUAUGUUAACUUCCAACUUCAACUGUAUAUAUAUAUAUAUAUAUAUAUGUAUGUAUGUGUGUAUGUAUGUGUUAUUUAUUUAUUUAUUUAUUUAUUUAUUUAUUUAUUUGCAAGGGAAAAAAACAUGGGGGAUUGGAAUUGAUGCAGACAAUUACAUUGAUGGAAGUUACAAUCUAUCUGAAAUAUUAAAGCUGAUCUACCCCCUAGUUGUGUCAUGUAAAUAAAACCAGAAGAAGAGGCGAACUUUAGGCUACUUUGGUGAAUUUACAAAGCAUGCAAGACGACAUUGCGAGACGCAAAUUACCAAGACAUAUGUGCAUGGUUCUCCCUGCUCCAUUCUCUCUUGUGUUGGCCUGCCUGCUCUUUCUCUUCACUAAUGAUGGGAGUGUGUGUUUUGUAUUCAGUCUUUGGUCUGUUGCGUGUAGAAUAUCCUAGCCUAUUAAUGACACUGAUGUCGCCGGGAUACAGAGGUAUCUUCAGGCCAGUCUUGCGAGCAUGGGAUAGCCUACUCUUCGUUACGGAGUGGGUGGGGUGGGGGUGCUUUCAUCUCAUAAUAUGAAAUUACAGUAGGCUACUGGCAUGUUUGUUUGUCAGAGUAGGCUACACUACGGCUUUUUAAAUGCCGACACGAAACCUUCUCUUGACAUAUGAAUGGGCAUUUUACUUGUCUGUGAAGGAAUGCCGCUUCUGAUGCGGGACAAACGUUCAUCGCUAGGUGACCAGAACUGUCAAUCAAAUUAUCUCGAUCUGCCUGUACGCAGACCACUCUCCUAAAAAAAAGUACUUUAAAGUUCAUUUAAAUACUGUGACAUACCAAGAAAUUUAGUAGAAACAAAACACAUCUAGCUACCCUACCAUAAAAAACAACACAGCAGCACAUCAAUCCGCAACGUUUAUUGUUGUCAAGGAAACAAUACAGAACAUUCUAUGCAGAAUUCUGUCUGAAAAGGUACAGAUGCUUCUGAUGCGGCAGAAUUGUUUUUUUAUUGUCUGAAAAGUUAUCAAUUGUUGCUAUUGACACGUUACUGUAGCUGCGUUCUAUGUCUGAUAGAAAUAAUAUAGCCCUAGGGGUCAUACAUGCGUAAUAGUACCAUUAUUCUGCAUUGUGAAUUGAAGUGGAAUUUUAUGAUUUUGCAUCGUUUUAACGGAAAACCUAUAAAAAAAUGCCAGUUGAAGUGUUAAGCAAAAUUGUCCGUUUGUCACAUCCCUAAUAUUUCACCUCAAUAAUAAUCAUUUGACCAUAUAUGUUUGUCAGGUGAUUGACGAGCCUUAUCUGAAGGUGCUCUACACGGCUGAGGAGAAGUACUCCCUGAAGAAGUCCUUCUACUCGGGCAAGACCAGCACCAGUAACUCUGCCGUGCGGCCCUCCCAGUACCUCACCAUGGCCGUGGACGCCGAGGACAAACGCCAGCUGGAGGAGCAGAUCAGUGUGAGGCCAGGGAAAAUAUGAAUUUGAAAUAACACAUGCUAUACACUGUCCAUUUGCAAUCAGUAUACUUUUGUUGUUUCACACAGGAGAGGAACUUUCUAAGAUUGACUCGACACCUGCCAUAGUAAUACAUUUAUAUCAUAGACACACAAUGAUGCCAGUUGGUAUAGAUUACUUACAGUAAUGUAAUAAUAACCAGAUGCUUAGCAUAGCAUUACACCUUGAAAGUGAAGUGUAACCUUUGGCCAUGCCCAGACGGCUGAGAAGAGCAUGCAGGCCAUCGACGCACAGAUGAUAGCCACGCAGGAAAGUGCUGCCAAACUUGAUCGCCGUGACAACGAGCUGCGGGCCCAGAAGAAGGCGCUCUCGGAGCUGAAGGGCAAAAAGAGACAGCUGGAGCAGAAGAUCAGCACCAAGCAGGACAGGUGGGUGGCACACACACAGUGUAAACUUUUAGACAAUACGUUUCGUAUUUGUAAAUUCUCUCUCACACACCAUUUCCUCUUCUGUGUGUAGUCUUCGGCAGAUGGAGCAGGGGGGCAUUGAUCUGCAAAAGGCUGAGGAAGAGACCAAGGCCCAGAUCUCAGCAGUCAACUCCCAGAAGGUGGCCAUUGUGGCUGAGUUCAUGGCCCACAUGAAGGUACACUGUCACAGGGGUUAAUGCUGAAGGCUCAAUAUACACAGACUCUAUGAUACAUGAGAUGUGAAUACUAAAACCCUUUCUCUUUAUCCCACUCUCUCCUCCCCCUCUCCCUCCUCUAGCUGAGGGCUACGUUGAGUAUGGAGAAGGUGUACAUGGCUCUAGAGACCGUGGGCAUGACAGCAGAGAAGACCAAGCUGGAGACUGACUGCAGGGACGGCUCGGCUGAGCUCAGGGUCCUAGAGGUCUGGAGGUCACACGCGCACACACACAGGAUGUAAAGAUGGCGCCGACAGAGAGGGCUGCCUCGCUUCUAGUCCUUAGGAAACUUUGCAGUAUUUUGUUUUUUUUAUGUAUUAUUUCAUACAUUGUUAGCCCAGAAAAAGUGUUGUUACAUACAGCUGGGAAGAACUAUUGGACAUCAGAGCGGCUUCAACUUACCAGCACUACGACCAGGAAUACGACUUUCCCGAAGCGGAUUCCUUCUUCCGCACCACCCAGGACAUUUGAACUGAUUCCAGAGGCCGACCCAAAACAACGCCGCCAGAGGAGAGGGAGCCGGAGCGGUCUUCUAGUUAGACUUAGGAGGCGUGUACACCACCCAUCGCUUCCGAGUAUAUUACUCGCUAAUUUCCAGUCCCUAGACAACAAAGUUGACGAGAUCAGGGCAAGGGUUGCUUUCCAGAGAGACAUCAGGGAUUGUAACAUACUGUGUCACGGAAACAUGGCUCUCUGGAUAUACUGUCCCCGUCCAUACAGCUAUCUGAGUUCUCAGUACAUCGCGCCGACAGUAAUAAACAUCUCUCCGGGAAGAAGAAGGAUGGGGGGGUAUGUUUCAUGACUAACGACUCAUGGUGUAAUUGUAACAACGUACAGGAACUCGGGUCAUUUUGUUCACCUGACCUAGAAUUCCUCACAAUCAAAUGCCGACCGUAUUAUCUCCCAAGAGAAUUCUCUUCGGUUAUAGUCACGGCCGUGUAUAUCCCCCCUCAAGCCGAUACCACGACGGCCCUCAAGGAACUUCACUGGACUUUAUGCAAACUGGAAACCAUAUAUCCUGAGUCUGCAUUUAUUGUAGCUGGGGAUUUUAACAAAGCAAAUUUGAGAAAAGGGCUACCUAAAUUCUAUCAGCAUAUUGACUGUAGCACUCGCGCUGGAAAGACACCGGACCAUUGUUAGACACAUUUCCGCGAUGCAUACAAGGCCCUUCCCCGCCCUCCUUUCGGCAAAUCUGACCACAACUCCAUUUUGUUCCUCCCUUCCUAUAGGCAGAAACUCAAACAGGAAGUACCCGUGGUUAGGACUAUUCAAACGCUGGUCUGACCAAUCGGAAUCCACGCUUCAAGAUUGUUUUGGUCAUGCGGACUGGGAUAUGUUCCGGGUAGCCUCUGAGAAUAGUAUAGACGUAUACGUUGAUUCGGUGAGUGGGUUUAUAAGGAAGUGUAUAGGAGAUGUCGUACCCACUGUGACUAUUAAAACCUACCCUAACCAGAAACCGUGGAUAGAUGGCAGCAUUCGCGAAAAACUGAAAGCACGAACCACCGCAUUUAAUCAUGGCAAGGUGACUGGGAAUAUGGCAGAAUACAAACAGAGUGGUCGUUCCCUCCGCAAGGCAAUCAAACAGGCAAAACGUCAAUAUCGAUACAAAGUGUCGCAAUUCAACGGCUCAGACACGAGACGUAUGUCACAGGGUUUACAGACAAUCACGGACUACAAUAGGAAAACCAGCCACGUCGCGGACACUGACGUCUUGCUGCCAGACAAACUAAACAAGUUCUUUGCCCACUUUGAGGAUAACACAGUGCCACCGACACAGCCAGCUACCAAGGACUGCAGGCUCUCCUUCUCCAUGGCCGACGUGAGUAAGACAUUUAAACGUGUUAACCCUCGCAAGGCUGCCGGCCCAGACGGCAUUCCUAGCCCCGUCCUCAGAGCAUGCGCAGACCAGCUGGCUGGUGUGUUUACGGACAUAUUCAAUCUCUCCCUAUCCCAGUCUGCUGUCCCCACAUGCUUCAAGAUGGCGACCAUUGUUCCUGUACCCAAGAAUGCAAAGGUAACUGAACUAAAUGACUAUCGCCACGUAGCACUCACUUCUGUCAUCAUGAAGUGCUUUGAGAGACUAGUCAAGGAUCAUAUCACCUCCACCUUACCUGUCACCCUAGACCAACUUCAAUUUGCUUACCGCCCCAAUAGGUCCACAGACGAUGCAAUCGCCAUCACACUGCACACUGCCCUAUCCCAUCUGGACAAGAGGAAUACCUAUGUAAGAAUGCUGUUCAUUGACUAUAGCUCAGCAUUCAACACCAUAGUACCCUCCAAGCUCACCAUUAAGCUUGAGGCCCUGGGUCUCAACCCUGCCCUGUGCAAUUGGGUCCUGGACUUCCUGACGGGCCGCCCCCAGGUGGUGAAACAACAUCUCUACUUCGCUGAUCCUCAACACUGGGGCCCCACAAGGGUGUGUGCUCAGCCCCCUCCUGUACUCCCUGUUCACCCAUGACUACGUAGCCAUGCACGCCUCCAACUCAAUCAUUAAGUUUGCAGACGACACAACAGUAGUAUGCUUGAUUACCAACAACGAUGAGACAGCCUACAGGGAGGAGGUGAGGGUCUUGGAGUGUGGUGUCAGGAAAAUAACCUCUCACUCAACGUCAACAAAACAAAGAAGAUGAUUGUGGACUUCAAGAAACAUCGACGGGACAGCAGUGGAGAAGGUGGAAAGUUAAGUUCCUCGUGUACAUAUCACUGACAAACUGAAAUGGUCCACCCACACAGACAGUGUGGUGAAGGCGGCGCAACAGCAUCUCUUCAACCUCAGGAGGCUGAAGAAAUUUGGCCUGUCACCUAAAACCCUCACAAACUUUUACAGAUGCACAAUUGAGAGCAUCCUGUUGGGCUGUAUCACCGCCUGGUACGGCAACUGCACCGCCCACAACCGCAGGGCUCUCCAGAGGGUGGUGCGGUCUGCACAACGCAUCACCAGGGGCAAACUACCUGCCCUCCUGGACACCUACAGUACCCGAUGUCACAGGAAGGCCAAAAAGAUAAUCGAAGACAACUACCACCCGAGCCACUGCCUGUUCACCCCGCUAUCAUCCAGAAGGCGAGGUCAGUACAGGUGCAUCAAAGCUGGGACCGAGAGACUGAAAAACAGAUUCUAUCUCAAGGCCAUCAGACUGUUAAACAGCCAUCACUAGCACAGAGAGGGUGCUGCCUACAAACAGACUUGAAAAUCACUGGCCACUUUAAUAAAUGGAACACUAGUCACUUUAAUAAUGCCACUUUAAUAAUGUUUACAUAUCUUGCAUUACCCAUCUCAUAUGUACAGUGGGGGAAAAAAGUAUUUAGUCAGCCACCAAUUGUGCAAGUUCUCCCACUUAAAAAGAUGAGAGGCCUGUAAUUUUCAUCAUAGGUACACGUCAACUAUGACAUACAAAUUGAGGAAAAAAAAUCAAGAAAAUCACAUUGUAGGAUUUUUUAUGAAUUCAUUUGCAAAUUAUGGUGGAAAAUAAGUAUUUGGUCACCUACAAACAAGCAAGAUUUCUGGCUCUCACAGACCUGUAACUUCUUCUUUAAGAGGCUCCUCUGUCCUCCACUCGUUACCUGUAUUAAUGGCACCUGUUUGAACUUGUUAUCAGUAUAAAAGACACCUGUCCACAACCUCAAACAGUCACACUCCAAACUCCACUAUGGCCAAGACCAAAGAGCUGUCAAAGGACACCAGAAACAAAAUUGUAGACCUGCACCAGGCUGGGAAGACUGAAUCUGCAAUAGGUAAGCAGCUUGGUUUGAAGAAAUCAACUGUGGGAGCAAUUAUUAGGAAAUGGAAGACAUACAAAGACCACUGAUAAUCUCCCUCGAUCUGGGGCUCCACGCAAGAUCUCACCCCGUGGGGUCAAAAUGAUCACAAGAACGGUUAGCAAAAAUCCCAGAACCACACGGGGGGACCUAGUGAAUGACCUGCAGAGAGCUGGGACCAAAGUAACAAAGCCUACCAUCAGUAACACACUACGCCGCCAGGGACUCAUAUCCUGCAGUGCAAGACGUGUCCCCCUGCUUAAGCCAGUACAUGUCCAGGCCCGUCUGAAGUUUGCUAGAGUGCAUUUGGAUGAUCCAGAAGAGGAUUGGGAGAAUGUCAUAUGGUCAGAUGAAACCAAAAUAGAACUUUUUGGUAAAAACUCAACUCGUCGUGUUUGGAGGACAAAGAAUGCUGAGUUGCAUCCAAAGAACACCAUACCUACUGUGAAGCAUGGGGGUGGAAACAUCAUGCUUUGGGGCUGUUUUUCUGCAAAGGGACCAGGACGACUGAUCCGUGUAAAGGAAAGAAUGAAUGGGGCCAUGUAUCGUGAGAUUUUGAGUGAAAACCUCCUUCCAUCAGCAAGGGCAUUGAAGAUGAAACGUGGCUGGGUCUUUCAGCAUGACAAUGAUCCCAAACACACCGCCCGGGCAACGAAGGAGUGGCUUCGUAAGAAGCAUUUCAAGGUCCUGGAGUGGCCUAGCCAGUCUCCAGAUCUCAACCCCAUAGAAAAUCUUUGGAGGGAGUUGAAAGUCCGUGUUGCCCAGCGACAGCCCCAAAACAUCACUGCUCUAGAGGAGAUCUGCAUGGAGGAAUGGGCCAAAAUACCAGCAACAGUGUGUGAAAACCUUGUGAAGACUUACAGAAAACGUUUGACCUGUGUCAUUGCCAACAAAGGGUAUAUAACAAAGUAUUGAGAAACUUUUGUUAUUGACCAAAUACUUAUUUUCCACCAUCAUUUGCAAAUAAAUUCAUAAAAAAUCCUACAAUGUGAUUUUCUGGAAUUUUUUUCUCAUUUUGUCUGUCAUAGUUGACGUGUACCUAUGAUGAAAAUUACAGGCCUCUCAUCUUUUUAAGUGGGAGAAUUUGCACAAUUGGUGGCUGACUAAAUACUUUUUUUCCCCACUGUAUAUACUGUAUUCUAUACUAUUUUAAUAAUGUUUACAUAUCUUGCAUUACCCAUCUCAUAUGUAUAUAAUGUAUUAUAUCUAUUGCAUCUUAGCCUAUGCCACUCUGAUAAUGAUAUUGCUCAUCCAUAUAUUUAUAUAUUCUUAUUCCAUUCCUUUACUUAGAUUUGUGUGUAUUAGGUUUUUGUUGUGGAACUGUUAGAUAUUACUUGCUAGAUAUUGCUACACUGUCGGAACUAGAAGCACAAGCAUUUCGCUACACUCGCAAUAACAUCUGCUAACCAUGUGUAUGUGACCAAUACAUUUGAUUUGAUUUUUAGCUAUUACACACCACAAUAUUUCAUGUAUAAUUUGCUGAGUGCUAACUGUGUGUGUGUGUGUUUCCUCUUUUUCCCCUCGCAGCAAGCGUGUGCCAUGCUGGAGCAGCGUAAGGCCCGUCUAUUGGAGAAAUGUAAGGGCCUGCUGAGGAGGGCCAGGGAGAUCUGUAACAUGGAUCCUGGAGAGAGUGUUGUACCCCCAGACCUACACACGGUCAGUAUAGUACAGUAACCUCAACACUGAGUCGUCCAUUCAUUCUACCAGGUUUAAUUCAUUAAUCUAUUCAUUCAUUUGUAUAUUUCUUAAUUUGUGUUCUGUAGGCCUUCAGCCAGCUGCCCGACACUCUGGAUGAGAUAGAUGCCAUGUUGAAUGAGGAGAGGUCCAGGGCAGAGUGCUUCACUGGCCUCAGUGAGAAUGUAAGUCAGAAGGCUCCAGUCCCUCGACUUCCUGGCGCUGACGGAAACAUGGAUUACCACUGAAAACACUGCUACUCCUACUGCUCUCUCCUCGUCUGACCAUGUGUUCUCGCAUACCCCGAGAGCAUCUGGUCAGAGGGGUGGUGGCACAGGAAUCCUCAUCUCUCCCAAGUGGACAUUCUCAAUUUUUCCCCUAACCCAUCUGUCUAUCUCCUCAUUUGAAUUCCAUGCUGUCACAGUCACUAGCCCAUUUAAGCUUAAUAUCCUUGUCAUCUAUCGCCCUCCAGGUUCCCUUGGAGAGUUCAUCAAUGAGCUUGACGCCUUGAUAAGUUCCUUUCCUGAGGAUGGCUCACCCCUCACAGUUUUGGGGGAUUUCAACCUCCCUAUGUCCACAUUUGACUCAUUUCUCUCUGCCUCCUUCUUUCCACUUCUCUCCUCUUUUGACCUCACCCUCUCACCGUCCCCCCCUACUCACAAGGCAGGCAAUACGCUUGACCUCAUCUUUACUAGAUGCUGCUCUUCUACUAAUCUCACUGCAACUCCCCUCCAUGUCUCCGACCACUACUUUGUUUCCUUUUCUCUCUCGCUCUCCUCCCACACUACUCACUCUGCCCCUACACAGAUGGUAAUGCACCGCCGCAACCUUCGCUCUCUCUCUCCCACUACUCUCUCCUCUUCCAUCCUAUCAUCUCUUCCCUCUGCUCAAGCCUUCUCCCUCCAAUCUCCUGAUUCUGCCUCCUCAACCCUCCUCUCCUCCCUUUCUGCAUCCUUUGACUCUCUGUGUCCCCUAUCCUCCCGGCCGGCUCGGUCCUCCCCUCCAGCUCCGUGGCUUGAUGACUCAUUGCGAGCUCACAGAACAGAGCUCCGGGCAGCGGAGCGGAAAUGGAAGAAAACUAAACUCCCUGCCGACCUGGCAUCUUUUCACUCCCUCCUCUCUACAUUUUCUUCAUCUGUUUCUGCUGCUAAGGCCACUUUCUACCACUCUAAAUUCCAAGCAUCUGCCUCUAACCCUAGGAAGCUCUUUGCCACAUUUUCCUCCCUCCUGAAUCCUCCCCCCCCCCCCCGCCCCCCCCCUCCUCUCUCUCUGUGGAUGACUUCGUCAACCACUUUGAAAAGAAGGUUGACGACAUUCGAUCCUCGUUUGUUAAGUCUAAUGACACUGCUGGUCCUACUCACACUGCCCUACCCUAUGCUUUGACUUCUUUCUCCCCUCUCUCUCCAGAUAAAAUCCUGCGACUUGUGACUGCAGGCCGCCCAACAACCUGCCCGCUUGACCCCAUCCCCUCCUCUCUUCUCCAGACCAUCUCCGGUGACCUUCUCCCCUACCUCACCUCGCUGAUCAACUCAUCCUUGACCGCUGGCCAUGUCCCUUCCGUCUUCAAGAGAGCGAGAGUUGCUCCCCUUCUCAAGAAACCAACACUCGAUCCCACUGAUGUCAACAACUACAGACCAGUAUCCCUUCUUUCUUUUCUUUCCAAAACUAUUGAGCGUGCCGUCUUUAGCCAACUCUCUUGCUAUCUCUCUCAGAAUGACCUUCUUGAUCCAAACCAGUCAGGUUUCAGGACUGGUCAUUCAACUGAGACUGCUCUUCUCUGUGUCACGGAGGCUCUCCGCACUGCUAAAGCUAACUCUCUCUCCUCUGCUCUUGUCCUUCUAGACCUGUCUGCUGCCUUUGAUACUGUGAACCAUCAGAUCCUCCUCUCCACCCUCUCCGAACUGGGCAUCUCCGGCGCGGCUCACUCCUGGAUUGCGUCCUACCUGACCGGUCGCUCCUACCAAGUGGCGUGGCGAGAAGCUGUCUCCGCACCACGUGCUCUCACCACUGGUGUCCCCCAGGGCUCAGUUCUAGGCCCUCUCCUUUUCUCCCUAUACACCAAGUCACUUGGCUCUGUCAUAUCCUCACAUGGCCUCUCCUAUCAUUGCUACGCUGACGAUACACAACUAAUCUUCUCCUUUCCCCCUUCUGAUAACCAGGUGGCGAAUCGCAUCUCUGCAUGUCUGGCAGACAUAUCAGUAUGGAUGACGGAUCACCACCUCAAGCUGAACCCUGGCAAGACGGAGCUGCUCUUCCUCCCGGGGAAGGACUGCCCGUUCCAUGAUCUCGCCAUCACGGUUGACAACUCCGCUGUGUCCUCCUCCCAGAGUGCGAAGAGCCUAGGCGUGACCCUGGACAACACCCUGUCGUUCUCCGCCAACAUCAAGGCGGUGACCCGCUCCUGCAGGUUCAUGCUCUACAACAUUCGGAGAGUACGACCCUGCCUUACACAGGAAGCGGCACAGGUCCUAAUCCAGGCACUUGUCAUCUCCCGUCUGGACUACUGCAACUCGCUGUUGGCUGGCCUCCCUGCCUGUGCCAUUAAACCCCUACAACUCAUCCAGAAUGCCGCAGCCCGUCUGGUGUUCAACCUUCCCAAGUUCUCUCACGUCACCCCCCUCCUCCGCACACUCCACUGGCUUCCAGUUGAAGCUCGCAUCCGCUACAAGACCAUGGUGCUUGCCUAUGGAGCAGUGAGGGGAACGGCACCUCUGUACCUUCGGGCUCUGAUCAGUCCCUACACCCAAACGAGGGCAUUGCGUUCAUCCACCUCUGGCCUGCUGGCUCCCCUUCCUCUGCGGAAGCAUAGUUCCCGCUCAUCCCAGUCAAAACUGUUCGCUGCUCUGGCACCCCAAUGGUGGAACAAGCUCCCUCACGACGCCAGGACAGCGGAGUCACUCACCACCUUCCGGAGACAUUUGAAACCCCACCUCUUUAAGGAAUACCUGGGAUAGGAUAAAGUAAUCCUUCUACCCCCCCAAAAAAAAAAUUGUAAAGUGGUUAUCCCACUGGCUAUAGGGUGAACGCACCAAUUGGUGAGUCGCUCUGGAUAAGAGCGUCUGCUAAAUGACGUAAAUGUGCCCUUGAGCAAGGCACUUAACCCUAAUUGCUCCUGUAAGUCGCUCUGGAUAAGAGCGUCUGCUAAAUGACUAAAAUGUAAAUGUAAAUGUAAAGCAUGCAGUGUGUGUGUCACUGGCAUACCACACACUCCCGCAGUGGGUAAAACCGCAAAAUAAUUCUAAGCCUCAGGGCAAAAUGUGUAGAAUAGCAGGAAAUUAGCUUUAAAACAUCAACCUUUUCCCUCAGCCUCAUGGCAAAAUGUGUAAAAUGGCAUGAGAAUAGCUAUAAAACUGCAAAUGUUUAUUUUUGCCCCACGCCAAUGUGUAGAAUUGUAGGAAGUUAGCUGUCACCACCCCCCCCCCCCCCAUCCCAAAAAUAUGUAAUAUUUUGGCGGUAUGCCACUGGUGUGUGUGUGUGUGUGUCUGAGAGCAUAGAUUCUGCCUCACUAUUUGACCUCCCUCCCCAGGUGGUGGAUGAGUACAACAGAAGAGAGCAGGAGAUCAAGAACCUGGAGAAAGAGCUGGAUGACAAGAGCAAUGCCCUUGACACCUACAGACAGAACAUAUCAGAGGUACUUCAGUGUUUUGGAUGAAUGCCAUUGGCCAGAUUUACUUUUUUUCAGAGGAUUACAAAAAACUAAGCUUAAAUGUGAAAUUACCUUUAAAUAGUUCCAUACCUGAUUUUAAAUUGCAUUGUAAUAUUUUUCCUUCAUAUUUUUUGUUAUUUCAAUGCGUCAUAAAAAAGCAGGUGCAAAAUUGGCCUCAGAAAAUACACAAUCUAGAAAAUAUGUGUGUUUGGUAGUGUACUUGCGUAAAAGUGCAUGUUCAGGUGUGUUGUCUUGUAGAGAGCGAUGUUUCCUUCCUGAGUCCUUCUCCCUCUCUCUGUUGACAGGCUAAGGAGCGCUGGCUGAACCCUCUGAAGCAACUGGUAGAGCAGAUCAAUGACAAGUUCAGUGAUUUCUUCCGCUCCAUGCAGUGUGCCGGGGAGGUGGAUCUGCACUCAGAGAAUGAGGUAAGCAUGCCACACAACCUGUUCGCACAAGGUGCUUAAAGUACUUGAAUUUGGCACUCUGAAAUUCAAGUACUGGAAUACCUUGAAAAUCACUUGAAAAGUACUUGAAUUAAAAUGAGAACAGAAAAUGAUCAAAUACUGUGUUAAUAUUAAAAAUAUUAGAAAAAUAUAUUGGUCUUGCAAAUUCAUUUCCAGUCAAACUAGAGAGUUUUAUUCACUCACGUGUUUCGCGCUCUGGAUGCCAGGCGAGAUCGCUCAUUCCACCCACAAUGCCACUCAGCCAGGCAGGUACAGAACUGACUGAUUUAGGCGGCGCCAAACGUCGUAUCGAUAGCUAAAAUGCCGGGCAAAUGUAGAUUAAAUUCUGGCAGGAUAUUGAUGUUUAUGAAUGGGUUUUGCCAGACCCAACCAGGGAUCUAGUGGACGGUAAACGCUGUUUUACACACCUCUUUAUUUGUGAAAUAGCAUUUACUCACUUAUUGCGUUCCCCGAGUUUAUCAAUGCUCAGAAGGCUUCUUGAUCUGAGUUCUAAUCGCGCCUACCACUGCGAACGAGUGGAAUCAUGAAUGAUUCAUGUAUGCUUGUUAUGUUCGCCUGCUUCCUCGGAUUAGCCUUGUUAGCCGCGCAUUCAUUCACCACUCAGUCCAACGGGAAACUCCGCCCACGACAUAGGCCGAGAGGUGAAGCUAACUACCUCAGCCCAGACCUAGUGGCAGAGAGACGCUGCUGACAGUGGGAUUUUUUUUUUUUUUUUUUUCAAUCCCUCGACUCCUGCCGUGUCAACAGACAUCCCCCAAAUAAAAGCCCUCUGACUCUCGGAGAAUGAGUGUACAACUGUUAGCCAGGUAGCUAGCUAUAACUAGCUGGCUAGAAGGAUGAAGUUAGAAGCUAACGUUGAACGGAGCCAGACCUCAGCAGGACCAGUUGACUGAAAUUAAGCUAGCUAUAAUCAAAAGAUGGGCUACUAUAAGUUCUCAUAACAAAAUACCUAUUCUUUACAGAGAGUAGUGAGACAGACAGUGGUGAGUCAGGCUGCAAUGAAGGAGGCAAAGGAGAUACAUAGAGAGAGGAAGCAUUGAAGCAAGCAGGGAGAGAGGUUAGUAGUACAGUGGUUCCCAAACUUGGGGUUGGGGACCCAUGUGGGGUCCUCUAAAAUUUAAAUAGGGUCCCCUGAGUGAACACAAUAACUUGUUUCUCUUCAAAUGGGUAUAGAAUACAACAUUUUAGAGUCAACUAAGGGCCUUUUACGCUGUCAGAAUUCACUUUCAUGUCAUUAUUUGUUUGUAAAACCUGUGGGACAUAACAUUUAGUGAAAUAUAAGGACAAUGUAAUAUUAUUAUCAUGUACACUGAACAAAAAUAUAUAAACGCAACAUGGAACAUUUUCAAAGAUCUUACUGAGGUACAGUUCAUAUGAGGAAAUAAGUCAUCAGUACUGACUUACCACUCCUGUAUGUAGUAAACAGGUAGUGAAAGAGGUAUUAUUGAGUAGAACUUGUAAGGUAGUGAUGAAUAGUAAGUUAGUUGUUUUUUUCCCAUGAGGUUGUGGCGGUAUACUGCCAUCUGGUGGCGACUAGAAGCAAUUGCAUAAUAGGAACUAUUACAAAUUAAUGGUCCUUGGAAAUAAGUAUUAGUGCUUGAAAAAGUACUUGAAAGUCCUUGAAUUUGACUUGCUGGUUUACCCUGUAUAUCAGGUGUCCCCAACUACAUUCAGCCUUUUUUUUAUCUUGAGUGGAUUGCCGGGGGGGAAAUAAUUUGUACACUGCAAAUUGACCUUAAGAAGCCCAAACAGAUAUAGCAUUUGACGUAAAACAUCAUUUCAAACCUUGAUUACAUUUGGGAUACGAUCACAUAUGCCUCUCUAUUUAUGCGUGGGAAUACUUGGGAACACAUUUCCUAAAUUAAAAUCACUGAGCUGAUAUCCUGGUGGUUUUAGUCUUUUAUGUCCAACAACGAAAAAUAGUAUUUAUUUUAUUAUUUAAAUAGUUAUCCCGCGGGCUGCCAUUAAAGUUUUUCUUUAAAACCCUGCGGUCGGCCUUGAACUUCUGUGGCUUCAAUGAGAGGGGGCAGUCGUUCUACCCUGGUGGGAGCUCUAGUAGCAGUAGUAGAGUUCCGUCUGUGACUGGUGCCUGUCCCCUGCAGGAGGAAUAUGAUAAGUACGGGAUCCGCAUCCGGGUGAAGUUCCGCAGCAGCACACAGCUCCACGAGCUCACAGCACACCACCAGAGUGGGGGGGAACGCAGUGUUUCCACCAUGCUCUACCUCAUGGCCCUGCAAGAGCUCAACCGCUGCCCUUUCCGAGUGGUGGACGAGAUCAACCAGGUAUGUAAUACACACACACACACACCAACUAGUGAUGGGGGAAAAAUCGAUACAGUUGCAUAUUGGGAUAUUAUUUUUGACUGUAUUGUUUUGACAAUAUCGCUAUAUUAUUUUUGCGCUAGUUGGCUGUACCUGCACCAAAACUCAUAACUUGUUUUCCAUCUUUUUAAAAAGGAAGCCAAUUAGUUUUCAGCACUUUUAUUUCCAUGACUGAUCUAAACUGGUUUUCUCAUGACUCUUUCUUGUCCCUCUGCAGCAGACAUGGUGAGCAAUAUGUUUGGAACAUCGAAUUGCAAUAUAAUCACAGUAUCGAAUCACAAUACAUAUAGAAUCGCAAUACAUACGUAUCGGCACCUAAGUAUCGUGAUCAUAUCGUGAGGUCCCUGGCAAUUCCCAGCCCUAACACCAACUGGCCGCUAAGAGUGGUAAAAUCACUUAAACAUCCAGACUGUAUUCACACAGGCUUUUUCUUCCUAUUCCAACCAGGGUAUGGACCCGGUCAAUGAGAGGAGAGUCUUUGACAUUGUGGUACGGACAGCCUGCAAGGAGACUACCUCCCAGUACUUUUUCAUCACACCCAAGGUAAGUGUCACAUUGCAUAGGUGGUUACUUACUGUUUAGUGGGUGUGUUCGAGUAGUAAGGCUAAAGAAGCGGACUGUAGACUAGACGAAAAUUGAGUGAAGUCUAGGGAGGUAUUUUUUUUACUGCGAGUACUUUUUUGAGUACUCAAUUUUUAAAAAACUGCUACUUUUAGACACAAGGCCCUCACUGGAAAAAAUGUGUGCAUUUAUCUAUAUGCCAACAGUGUGCAACAAUUCCUAAUUUAUCAUAACCAUUACAGAUAAUUAAUCCUAAUUGCUAAAUUGCCCCAUAUAUAUUCAGUCAAUAAAAAAACAAGUGCCAUUUAAGAUACAUUUAUUGAAACCGUAAUAUCAACUAUAUUAUAUCGUAGAACAUAAUCUUCAAAAAGGCAGUAACCUCAGCAAUGGCACUUGCUUGUAAAAGCCUAUGGUUGUGCAAUGGCAUAGCCUUGUUUUGUUAAUUUAGCAGACAAGGCGCUAUUAUUUCCCGAGCCCUUAUCACAGUCAAGACACCUAUUUUAUAGUUUAAAAAUAUAUAUAACAGGACAAAAAUGGAACAGAAUAUUUUUGUGAUGCGCUGCGCAUCUCACAUUUGGAAGUUAUUCUCAACGAGUGAUUUAAUUUAUUCUGCCUGUACUUUGGGAUUUUCACUGCAUGGGGAUGAAUUACAGCCACGGAAUCUGUUUGGUGAGUAGGCCUAGGCUUAAUGAGGCUGAUGAAAAUACGCUCUGUCUUUAUUAAACUAAUGUUUUUGCAUAUUUUCAGUGUGAUGUUAAGGGGGGUUAUAGCCUAGGCUAAUCAAUGCGAACUGCUAGUGCCAUUUAGAAAAGUAGCCUAAGCGGAAAAUAGACGGGACGCAAUUAUUCCAAAACUGCAGCUCGUUGUUGGAACACAUAUUUCUUUACAUCAAUCAACCAGUCCGUUUUGAAUGUGUGAUAAAACUGGCAUUUGGCAAGGAAUUAGAUAUGUUUUUAUAGGCAUUUAUUUCUGUAGGCCUAACGGGAGCUUGUGUGCACACUCAGCACGCAUGUGUAGAAGGAGCGGUAGGAACGCAAUUGAGUGAGACGCGAAAGGGAAUUUAGGGAGAAGAACUGUGUGAUGCUUGGCUUUGUUUCUUUUUUGCUGUGCCCUGCAAAAGUGCAUGUACAAAUGGAACACUAGAGUCAAAGCAAAUUAAUGUUGUCUUCAAGACAAAAUGUUGAUCUCUGGUUAAAGAUAGAGUUUUGACAUCCGUUUGAGUACUCGUGUACUCAUGCCCAUCCCUAGAGGGAGGUGCAUCUGCGACUGGCCGAAAGAGAGACACAGUAGUGGUUUUCUGAUAGCAAGGCUCCGAUCAACAUGGCAAUGUCAACAUACAGUAGCUGCUACUGUUUAUAAAAGUUUUUCUUAAAAAAUGCUGGAAAACUUUCUAUACCCCGAUAUCACACACUCACAAACGUGUGUGUACGAUUCAAUGAUUAGAGAGAAGUCUCAUGUCCCUUUCAUUUGCAUCCCUGAAUGAUGGUCACCGACUAGACAAAAUAGAUCUGCUCGAAUGCACCCAGUGUGUGUCUGUGUUCUGGAUUAAUGUGUGUGUUUCUCUCUUUCCAGCUCCUGCAGAACCUCCAGUAUGCAGAUGAGAUGACCGUCCUGUGUGUCCAUAACGGACCUCACAUGCUGCCCCCCCACAAGUGGGAUGAGAAGGCCUUCACCAGACGCCGCAUGGUCAAA
Molecule: messenger RNA, 23029 nt
Organism: Coregonus sp. 'balchen'
Lineage: Eukaryota; Metazoa; Chordata; Actinopteri; Salmoniformes; Salmonidae
Source: the annotation of a GenBank genome assembly